AUGAAGCCCUACAUUGGAAUCCCACUCGUUUCAGGUCUCGUAUACCGAGCCUGGUCCCGCAAGUCCCUCACUCCACUCGGUAUCGUCGUCGCGGCAUUCUCAGCCUCCGCACACGCGCUCCAUCCAUGGUCUGCCCCGGUCGCCCUACUAGCGGUCUUCUACUUUGGUGGCACAAAAGUCACAAAGGUCAAGCAUGAUAUCAAGUCCCGCUUGACGCUCUCCGCAGCCGGUGCGGAGGGCGGCGAAGGCCCCCGCAAUCACAUCCAAGUUUUGGCCAACUCCGUCGUCGCAACGGUGCUGUCAAUAGCGCAUACAAUUGUGCUUUCAAGAACAGGCUCAGAGUCAUGUUUCUCGUUCGGUCAAAAUACAGCAGAUAUCCUGGUCGUCGGAAUUGUCGCGUACGUUGCUAUUGCUCCUGCAUUCGCUAUUUGGUUCACUGCUGACAAGAUUUUGGCACUUUAUAGGAAUUAUGCUGCUGUUGCCGCAGACACGUUCUCCUCCGAGCUCGGCAUUCUUUCGAAAUCCAAACCACGUCUCAUCACCUCGCUCACCCUGCGUGAGGUCCCACCAGGCACGAAUGGCGGUGUCACGGCUACUGGUCUUGGGGCUGGUCUUCUUGGCUCGUUUAUCGUCUCUGCCACCUCUGCUGCCGUUCUUCCAUUCUGUGCUGGCGCGGGUAUCAAGGAGCGUGCUUUGUGGACUGUCGCUAUGACGGCGUGGGGCACGUUGGGCAGUGUGCUUGAUAGUGUUCUGGGUGGGAUCUUGCAGGCUAGCGUGGUUGACAAGAGGAGUGGGAAAGUUGUUGAGGGAAGUGGUGGUCGGAAGGUUCUCGUCCAUCCUUCCGGUAAGGUGGUUGCUAUUGACUCUGCCGAGGCUUCAAGUAUUGACAAGUCUCAGGCUGCCACUUUACGUAGUGGCAGCUCUAGCACGCUGGCGCGAGAUGAAAGUCUUGAGAGCCGACGCGUUGAGACUGGUCAUGACUGGCUGGAUAACAAUGGAGUCAACUUGCUCAUGGCUGCCACGAUGAGUGUUGGGGCCAUGGGAAUCUCACAGUGGGUCUGGGGACUGGAUAUUGCUGAUCUGCUGUAA
Molecule: messenger RNA, 1089 nt
Organism: Penicillium salamii
Lineage: Eukaryota; Fungi; Ascomycota; Eurotiomycetes; Eurotiales; Aspergillaceae
Source: the annotation of a GenBank genome assembly